AAAGGAGAGGUAACUGGAGUACUUUUAGGUUUGGAGAACUACUUGAAGAAUCACAAACAAGGCAGAGAAGCUGUUAUACUGAAUACCUCAUCUAUUGCUGGACUAUUUGGUCAACCACUAGUUCCGGUUUAUGCUGCAACUAAAUUUGGCGUGGUCGGACUCACGAAAUGUUGGGGAACCCCUUUCCACUACGAAAGAAGUAGUGUCAGAGUUGUAGCAGUAUGUCCUGGAAUAACGGACACUACCAUUUUUCAAGACAAAAAUUCUUUAAUUUUACCGGAGUAUGAGCAAGGAUGGCCAGUUCCUGUCGACCAAAUAGGAUCCACCCAAGGCCAAAAAUUAGAUCAUCUUUCGAAAGAAAUAGUGAGAAUCAUCAAACUGGCCGGAAACGGUUCGAUAUAUGUGGUUGAGAAUGGUGAACCUGCCUAUGAAUUUAUAUUACCAGGAAGAGAAGCAUUCAAAGGAAAUUUAUUGAAGGAUGGGAACUGAUCUAUAAAGAGAUGUAUUGGAAGAACUGCUCUGACCUGACUUUGUGAAUUAAUUUUAUUUCUAAAUAUCCUUAUGAUUCAUAAGCAAUUGCCUAGUUUGGGUACCGGCGCACUUAUAUAGGUUAGGUUAGGUUAGGUUCAGCAACUGCUUUAUUUCAACUUUUAAAUAUUCUCAAUACAAUAUUAUUUCAAUAUUAGUACUAGGUUAGGUUAUGGGUCAGAUUAGGUUGGGUUAUAUUUCAAUUGUGCUGUUGAACAUUCUCAUUUUCAUGCUUGGGGGCCUAAACUAGCCAAUUCCCUUUAUAUAAUGAACGAUAACUAACAUAACAGUUGAGAAAAUAAUUGGUGUUAUAAAGAUCCAAUCUUUUAUAUGAACGUACUUUCCUUUCGAACAUGGAAAUUCGACUAAUUCCAACUUUUCAACAUUGGAAGAGAGCCUAUAAACGAAGAGACUUUCCAAGGUCUCAACUGUUCCACGGAGAAAGAUCAAAACGAAAAUAGUUCUUCAGUGUGAUUCCCAGAACAAUCACCAGUUAACAAGGAUAUGAAACUCAGUAUGAGAGACAAAUUUUGUAAUGAAAUUCGAUAAUAAAUUGAUGGAUGUAGCCUUUACUACGUGGAAUUUGAUAAUCUUACCAAACAAGUAACUACCAAUGAAAUCUGGAAAAAAUUGAAUGAUCAAUGGCAAAAAUAAAUUUUUUAUGCUUA
Molecule: messenger RNA, 1196 nt
Organism: Leptinotarsa decemlineata (Colorado potato beetle)
Lineage: Eukaryota; Metazoa; Arthropoda; Insecta; Coleoptera; Chrysomelidae
Product: 15-hydroxyprostaglandin dehydrogenase [NAD(+)]-like
Cellular component (GO): cytoplasm
Molecular function (GO): oxidoreductase activity, acting on the CH-OH group of donors, NAD or NADP as acceptor
Source: RefSeq, a predicted model, not a curated record